GACAAAAGUAGAGCGCAAAAAAAAGUGGUAUAGGCGUGUCGAACUCGUACCAAUACUCUUGUUGGGCGGAGCCCACUGUUGGCUCGUUGGCGGCAACAAGAAGAGGGAAGGAGAACGUUGCAGGGGUUUUAAAGCAGGAGCAGCUGCUGACUCAACUCCACACUCGAUGGACUCCAUACAAUACUCAUGCAAUCUAAUGAUGAAAAAGUUGCAGAGGAGGCGCACGCACGGGCCCCUGCCUCUCAAACACCAGGCAGCAUUCGAGACAUGGACCUUCUCCUUCUCCCUCUCCUUCUCCCCACCCUCCCUAACGAACAGAUCACAAUUUGGUGGUGCCGGUCUCUCUGUUCGUUGCGGUGCUCUGUGUGUGCAUUGUCCUUGGGCAUCUUCUCAGAGAGAGAGGAUGGGCAAACGAGUCCAUAACUGCUCUGAUCAUUGGAUGCAUCACUGGAACUGUGAUCUUGAUGCGGAGUAGAGGCAGCAAUCCCCACAUUCUGAGAUUUGACGAGGACCUUUUCUUUAUUUACCUUCUCCCUCCCAUUAUUUUUAAUGCUGGGUUUCAGAUAAAGAAGAAGCGAUUUUUUCAAAAUAUUGUGGCCAUAGUGCUCUUUGGAGUAGUGGGGGUUUUUAUUUCAUCUACUGUUAUCUCGGCUGGUAGCUGGUGGCUGUUUCCGAAGCUUGGUUUGUUGGGACUUAGGGUGCGAGACUAUCUUGCACUCGGGGCCAUCUUCUCCUCCACAGACACUGUCUGUUCUCUGCAGGUGUUGCCUGAAGAUGUAACUCCAAUAUUACAUAGCAUGAUAUUUGGCGAAGGUGUUGUUAAUGAUGCAACUGCCGUGGUUCUCUUCAGAUCUGUUCAAAAGAUUGCUGUCUCUCAUGUUGAUGGAAUCUCCGCUGUCCGUAUUGCCAAUGAUUUUCUGUAUCUUUUCUCUGCUAGUACAAUACUUGGAAUUUUUACUGGGUUACUAACUGCUUAUGCAAUGAAAGUUUUGUACUUCGGCAGGCACUCUACAGACCGUGAAAUUUCCCUCAUGGUUCUUAUGGCUUAUUUAUCAUAUGUUCUGUCGGAGUUUUUAGACCUCAGUGGAAUCCUUACAAUAUUUUUCUGUGGAAUCAUUAUGUCACACUAUGCAUGGCACAAUGUCUCAGAAAGCUCUGGAAUUACUACUAGGCAUGCAUUUGCUACAAUGUCAUUUGUGGCGCAGACAUUUAUAUUUCUUUAUGUCGGAAUGGAUGCCUUGGAUAUUGAGAAAUGGAAAAUGACAAAGUCAAGAGACUCUCUUAUUAGGGGACAGUUUGAAGCCAAAGUCUUUGGUGAAAAGGCCAUUUGCAUAUAUAUACUUCGCGCGCACGUUUUUGUAGGUGAAAAUUUUCAGGGAGAACUAUGGUGUAUGCUAUCUUGGGACAAACGAUAUAUCUUAAGGACUAAUAGCUCAAUGAUGGUUGGCAUGCAAGGCUUUUGGACAUCCAUCGGGAUUUAUUCCACAAUAAUAUCAUUGAUUUUACUUGGACGAGCUGCUUUUGUGUUUCCUCUCUCAGCAUUGUCAAACUAUCUGAUUGGAGAUCCAGAAAACCCAGUGCUCACAUUCAGAUGCCAGCUUGUGCUGUGGUUAUGUGGUCUAAUGAGAGGAGCUGUGUCAAUAGCUUUGACUUUCAAUCAGUUCACUCUUUCUGGUGUUACGCGGAACCCACUUCAUGCAACAAUGAUAACCAGCACCAUAAUUGUUGUACUCUUCACUACUGUGGUGUUUAGUUUUCUAGCGAAGUCAAUUAUAAGCUUUUUGGUACCAUGCUAUGUUCAGUUGAGUGAACCAUCAUCUCCAAAACCAGUAAACACCCCUAGAAGCAGCCUUACAUCUCUCUUGGAAAGGCGUGCAAAUGGUAUACACUUAUUUUGGAGGAGAUUUGAUAAUUCAUACAUGAGACCUGUAUUUGGUGGUCAAAUAUGAAAUUUAAUAUGCUUUAGAAAAGUGUUUAAGCUAUUUGAUUUUUUUGAAAGUGCUGGUGAACAAAUGAAUGGGUGUGGUUGAUUUGUGUUG
This is a messenger RNA of Amborella trichopoda, 2039 nucleotides long. Its product is annotated as sodium/hydrogen exchanger 4. Gene Ontology annotation, biological process: potassium ion transmembrane transport; proton transmembrane transport; sodium ion import across plasma membrane. The record is from RefSeq and is a predicted model, not a curated record. NCBI's taxonomy places the organism in Eukaryota, Viridiplantae, Streptophyta, Magnoliopsida, Amborellales, Amborellaceae. Gene Ontology annotation, molecular function: sodium:proton antiporter activity; potassium:proton antiporter activity. Gene Ontology annotation, cellular component: plasma membrane.